Pseudonaja textilis is the source of this 453-nucleotide messenger RNA. The record is from RefSeq and is a predicted model, not a curated record. NCBI's taxonomy places the organism in Eukaryota, Metazoa, Chordata, Lepidosauria, Squamata, Elapidae.
GGGCGCGGGGACCGGGGGCCUCGGCUUGGCCAUCGAAGGCCCCUCGGAGGCCAAGAUGUCUUGCAAGGACAACAAAGAUGGCAGCUGCAGCGUGGAAUACAUCCCCUUCACGCCCGGGGACUACGACGUCAACAUCACCUUUGGGGGACGCCCCAUCCCAGGGAGCCCCUUCCGUGUUCCUGUCAAAGAUGUGGUUGAUCCCAGCAAAGUCAAGUGUUCGGGACCCGGACUGGGGGCCGGCGUGAGAGCGCGGGUCCCUCAGACCUUCACCGUUGAUUGCAGCAAGGCUGGCCUGGCCCCUCUGGAGGUGAAGGUGCUGGGACCUUCAGGGGUAGCUGAGCCAGUGGAGAUACGUGACAAUGGAGACGGCACACACGCUGUGAAAUACACACCAGCGACAGACGGACCGUACACCAUCUCUGUCAAAUACGCCGGGCAAGAAGUACCCCGCAG